This is a messenger RNA of Monopterus albus (swamp eel), 1655 nucleotides long. It is a transcript of the gene snrpa1, whose product is annotated as small nuclear ribonucleoprotein polypeptide A'. The record is from RefSeq and is a predicted model, not a curated record. Gene Ontology annotation, biological process: mRNA splicing, via spliceosome. The transcript is spliced from 9 exons. Bases 135 to 989 code for a protein of 284 amino acids. Lineage: Eukaryota; Metazoa; Chordata; Actinopteri; Synbranchiformes; Synbranchidae. Gene Ontology annotation, cellular component: U2 snRNP. Gene Ontology annotation, molecular function: U2 snRNA binding; protein binding.
AAAGGAAGAAGAAGAAGAAGCAGAAGAAGAAACAUUUGAAGUAGCCUUUGUUCCGGAUAGUAGCGUGGUUGGGGUAUUGUACGUCUAUAGACGCUUUGCUGUAAAAGUUUGUAACGUAAGUUGUUGGCUUCGAUAUGGUAAAAUUAUCUGCGGAGCUAAUUGAGCAGGCCGCUCAGUAUACAAACCCUGUGAGAGACAGAGAGCUGGAUUUACGAGGUUAUAAAAUCCCAGUGGUUGAAAAUCUUGGAGCUACUCUGGACCAGUUUGACACUAUUGACUUCUCUGAUAAUGAAGUCAGAAAACUGGAUGGCUUCCCUCUUCUCAAGAGACUCAAGACAUUGCUAAUGAACAACAACAGGAUUUGUCGCGUAGGUGAGAAUCUGGAGCAGUCUCUGCCGAGUCUAACAGAACUGGUUCUCACCAACAACAACAUACAGGAGCUGGGCGACUUGAACCCGCUGGCUUCAGUCAAGACACUGACACUUCUCAGCUUGUUAAGGAAUCCAGUGACAAACAAGAAGCAUUAUAGGCUCUAUGUCAUCAACAAAAUUCCGCAGAUCCGUGUGCUUGACUUCCAGAAGGUAAAGCUCAAGGAACGCCAGGAUGCAGAGAAAAUGUUCAAGGGCAAACGAGGUGCUCAACUUGCAAAGGAUAUUGCCAAGCGACCUAAAACAUUCACUCCCGGAGUGACAGCACAGCUUGAGAAGAAGAGGACAGGGCCGUCUCAAGCUGAAGUGGAAGCCAUCAAGAAUGCCAUCGCUAAAGCUUCAUCAUUGGCAGAGGUGGAGAGGUUAAAAGGGAUGCUUCAGGCUGGUCAGAUCCCAGGCCGAGAUCUCAGACAAGGUACAGCCGGGAUGGUGGAGGAAGAAGAUGAGGAAGAGGGUGACUCUGCACAGAUGGAGGCACAUAUGGAUGAAGGUGCUGGAGAGGGGAUGGCGGAGGAAAAUGAAGAAGAUAUGGAUGAACAGCCACAUGCUAAUGGCUCCUGAGGAGUGUUUUUAUGUUGUAGAUUUCUUGUGUUGGACAUACACGUACCAGGGCCGUUUUUAUUUUCAAAUGACAUGUUGUGGCAAAACUAUCUACACAUCAACAGAUUUUGCAUCACUCUAAGCGGGAACAUUUAAUUUUAAGGGUCAGCUGACAUGGCCAGCUGAAUGCAGGUUUUUUUCUUAUCUGGUCUUUAAGGCAGUUCUCUAGUCCUUUAAUGUUAAUUUCUGAUGGCUUUGACAGAUCUUGUAUAGCUAUCGCUGUUUCACAUUCAUAUUUGUAACUAACACGUAUGCGAAUUUAUGUAAACACAUUUGACACACAUGCAGACAAGUGAAAUAUGAGUGUGUAUGUGUGUGUACAAGAAUAAUUUUUGUGAUGACUAAAGCAAAACCUAUUUCUUCAAAGUGCUCAUUUAGGCUGUGGUACACUUUGGUGGCUUGAACAGAAGAACAUAAAUGUCCAACAGAUUUAAAAUAUCCUUUUUUCUCCAUUGACCACCCUCAGUGUUGCUUGUUUUCCAUGUUUAUUUUUGAAGUUGGUGUAUUAUGAGAGCUGCUAUUCAGGCAGUCUGGUUGUGAUGAUGUCACAGACAGAUCCAACAAGUUAAACAACUGACUUUAGAACAUUUCUCCAAUAUGAAAAUAAAAACCACUUAAAUGAUGGAA